Frankliniella occidentalis (western flower thrips) is the source of this 1200-nucleotide messenger RNA. RefSeq names its product anamorsin homolog (gene CIAPIN1). Gene Ontology annotation, cellular component: cytoplasm. The transcript is spliced from 5 exons. Gene Ontology annotation, biological process: iron-sulfur cluster assembly. The coding region runs from base 144 to 935 and encodes 263 amino acids. Lineage: Eukaryota; Metazoa; Arthropoda; Insecta; Thysanoptera; Thripidae. The record is from RefSeq and is a predicted model, not a curated record. Gene Ontology annotation, molecular function: iron-sulfur cluster binding.
UUUGUCCUGUCCGGUGUCAUGCAAUGUUGUGAAGUUCUGUGAAGAUAGAAGACUCAUUGACUCAUUGUGCAACAUUGAUUUCAGUCGCCUACCUUGACGAAGAGAAAAGUUACCUGUUUUCUGCAUAUCUUGGGAUUUUGAAAAUGGAAUUUAUCAGUGCCGGACACAAAGUUCUUAUUUUGUGGGGCUCGUCUGCUCCUGGGGAGAGGUUACAGACUGUCUUUGAUGAUGCCAAGAAGAUAGCUGGUGAUUCUGGUCUGGUGGCAGUCGAAAAUGUUGAGAGACUUGAGCAAGGUUCUCACCCUCAGUCCCACUUUGAUAUUGUUUUAUCGGGCUUCGCCCAACCUACUGGAUUGGUACAUACAGAUGACACUUUGUCUGAAGUGCUACGCAUCUUGAAACCUAAUGGCCUGCUAGUUGUAAGAGAGGCAACAACUACCCCAGAUAAACUAUCAUCUAGCCUCAAAAUAAGUGGUUUUACUUCUCUAAGCGAACAAAGUGAGGUGCCAAAUACAGAGGGGGAAGUUAAAGUAACUCAAAUUAAGUGUCAGAAACCAAAUUUUGAGGUGGGAUCGUCUGCUGCUCUCUCGCUGCCCAAGGCUGCUGAUAAUGUGGCAGCUGUUUGGAAAUUGGAUGAUGUAGAUGAUGACUUGAUUGAUUCGGAUCAGCUUUUGAAUGAGGAAGACCUUAAGAAACCAGAUGCUGCAUCUUUAAAAGUUUGUGGGACAACUGGUGUUAGGAAAGCAUGUAAGAAUUGCAGCUGUGGCUUGGCUGAUGAGCUGGCUGCUGAAGGCGGAAAGAAAGAAGAGACAUCGACCAAGACCUCUUCUUGUGGUAGUUGUUAUCUUGGUGAUGCAUUCAGAUGUGCAAGCUGUCCCUACUUGGGUAUGCCAGCAUUUAAACCUGGCGAAAAAGUGCAACUGUCUAACGUUUAGAAUAACAGAAAAAAUUAUCUAAAAAUAAUUAAAUGCAAUUAUAUUCUGCUGUUAACAGAUCUUGUAAGCUUACAUUAAUUUCAUGAUGUUUUUUCUCAGUCAGUCUUGCAUUUAAUUGGUUUAUUUUAUAUCUACAGUACCUUGUUCGCUGGUAAUUUCAAAAAGGGUAAUUGAUUUAAGUUUCGUUGUCCAAAGCUUGUAGUAUUCAUGUGUUCUUCAUUUUGAAAAUUUCCUUGAGGUUUUAUUAAUAAAGAGGUACAGCCGA